Messenger RNA from Penicillium canescens, 1029 nucleotides. RefSeq names its product putative phosphatidylserine decarboxylase. Gene Ontology annotation, biological process: phospholipid biosynthetic process. Gene Ontology annotation, molecular function: phosphatidylserine decarboxylase activity. NCBI's taxonomy places the organism in Eukaryota, Fungi, Ascomycota, Eurotiomycetes, Eurotiales, Aspergillaceae. Bases 1 to 1029 code for a protein of 342 amino acids. The record is from RefSeq and is a predicted model, not a curated record. The transcript has 3 exons.
AUGUUGGACAUCGUUGGCCAAAUCCAUCGGCUCCUCGAUGCUAUCCUUUGUUUUCUAAAUCUACUGCAGAGGCGUGAAAUUGGCUGGCUGACGGUUGAUCGGAAGAGUGGAACAUACAAGCGUGAGCAACAACCUAUAUGGAAAAAGAUCAAGCUCCUCUUGUUAUUCAAUCCCGUCACGGAGUGGAUUGAUCGGACUCGUCUUCUACGUUUUUGGACGCAUGAGGAAAGCAUCAGCGCAGGGCGCCGGGAAGGCGAAUUAAAGUCUCAUAGGCAGAUCAAAGGCUUUAUCGACUUUUAUGGCAUUGAUAUGUCUCAGUUCGAGCCCUCUGAUCCGGAAAAUUACAUCACUUUUGAAGACUUUUUUGUUCGGAAGCAUAGCCCAAAUGCAAGACCGAUAUAUGCCGCAAAUGAUCCAACCAAAGCUGUCGUUGUGGCUGACUGUCGAGUUGUUGUAUACCGAACUGUGGACGAGACUAAAGCCCUGUGGGUGAAAGGCAGCGAAUUCACGGUCGCGAACUUGAUCAAAGAUGAUCAGCUUGCAGUAACGUGGGAAAAUGGCGCCGUUGCAAGCUUCCGCCUUAGUCCGCAAGACUACCACCGGUACCACUCACCCGUUGAGGGAAAUGUGAAGUGGCAUAAGCACAUCUCGGGAGACUAUUUUCAAGUCGAUCCGGUCGCUUUGCACAGUUCGGUCAACAUUUUGACGGAAAAUGCCAGGUCUUGUGUCUGCAUCGAAAGUGAAUGCUUCGGCGAUGUUCUCUUUGUAGCUAUUGGUGCUACAGAUGUAGGGACAGUGGAGAUUCACGAUGAAAUAGAAAAGCCUGGCCAUCAUGUCAGGAAGGGUGAUGAGAUCGGUCUUUUUCAGUUCGGCGGUUCAAGCAUACUGGUGUUGUUUCAACCAGGCCGUAUCCAAUUCGACAAUGACCUAGAAAGCCUUAGCCGUCAGGAAAUAAUGACUGAUGUUGAGGUUGGAAUGAGCCUAGGCAAAGCGUGCAAGACAUCUGGACCCACUCCACGCAAAGGAUAG